Messenger RNA from Camelina sativa (false flax), 913 nucleotides. RefSeq lists its product as uncharacterized. The record is from RefSeq and is a predicted model, not a curated record. Lineage: Eukaryota; Viridiplantae; Streptophyta; Magnoliopsida; Brassicales; Brassicaceae. Gene Ontology annotation, biological process: regulation of DNA-templated transcription. Gene Ontology annotation, molecular function: transcription coactivator activity. Gene Ontology annotation, cellular component: nucleus.
GUUGAAAGAGUGAGUAUUCCAUAUUUUUCUCUUAUUUUCAAUUCAAGUAUGUACUGAAGCACCGACCGACCGACAGACACAAGUUUUGGAUCUCAAAUUGUGUCUAGUUUCCAACCAUUUGAAGAGGAUCUAAAAUAGUUCCAAGUUUCUCACCCAACUGGAGAAAAGAAGAGGUUUAAUAUAAGAGUUACUAGAAAAAAUUUCGUCUUUUGUGUUUUCACGAACAAGGCGAUGAUGCGGUACAAAGAGGAGAAAGAGGUUAAAAAGGAAGCUUUCAGGAAGUAUCUGGAGUCAAGUGGAGUUCUUGAUUCACUCACCAAAGUUCUCGUUUCUCUAUAUGAGCAGAAUGACAAGCCUUCCUCUGCUCUAGAAUUCAUUCAACAAAAGCUAGGUGGUCCAUCUGUUUCUGAGUAUGAGAAGCUUCAAGCUGAGAAGUCUGAUCUGCAAAUAAAGUACAAUGAGCUUUUGGCUAAACAUCAAGAAACCCUGAGAGAGUUAGGUGAGGUGAAGAACUUGCAUUCACGAAACUCUUCCAAAGAUGAUGCAGACGAACCUGAGACCCGUGAAGACCAACCCACGACUCUUGUCACUCCUCAACACUAAUUUUUUUCCUUCUUGGUUGUACAUGUAAUUCCCUUUUCUUCCAUCUCCAUCAAUGCCAUUUCGGUUUCCAUUUACGGCAGCAGAAGAAGAAGACAAAAAACGAAGAAAACAAAACCACGCAUACAUGAGCUUUCAGGGCAUAAUGACCAUUUCUUUGUUUGAGUCUCCAAACUUUUAAGUGUUGUUAGUUUUGAAAUGUGUAGAAUGUUAUUAGAAAUGACUAAUAUUCAAAUAUUAGUUUAAAAUUCAAUUAAAAUGAUUUGUAAUUUGAAUAAUAUGAAUAAUAUGAAUAUCAGAUGUUUUGUAAUUA